This is a messenger RNA of Carassius carassius (crucian carp), 4754 nucleotides long. Its product is annotated as embryonal Fyn-associated substrate-like. Gene Ontology annotation, cellular component: plasma membrane; cytoplasm. Gene Ontology annotation, molecular function: protein binding. Gene Ontology annotation, biological process: cell surface receptor protein tyrosine kinase signaling pathway; cell migration. The record is from RefSeq and is a predicted model, not a curated record. Lineage: Eukaryota; Metazoa; Chordata; Actinopteri; Cypriniformes; Cyprinidae. The transcript has 8 exons. Bases 408 to 3359 code for a protein of 983 amino acids.
GGCCAGGGUAGGGCGAAGCGAGACGCCAAUCCCCAAAGAAAGAAAAGAACAACAACAGCCGUGCAUUACAGUCUUUUGAGAAGAUAUGAUUUGCUACGUUUGAAUCUACUUUUGUAUUUCCAGAUGAUAUUUUCUAGACAUGUGAACGGUUGAAUGUGUGCGGCAUCAAUUGUCAUAUGUGAUGAAAGUCACAAACUGCAAAGGACAACAGUCAUGGUUUUGAGAAAUUGAUCUUCCUGGAUAAAAAAGACCUAUUUACCACCACUGCACGGUUCAGGUUAAUGGAAAACCAGAUCUACAAAACAUGCAGAUGAGUCACACAGUGCACAUGUAAACGGGACACAGCCUCUGUGGAGAGCACAUGUGGAGUUAACGCAUCCUAAAACGGUGGAGAGCCAGCUUCAGUCAUGUCUCUAUCAACAGUGCUUGCAAAGGCACUUUUUGACAAUGCCGCUGAAAGCCCAGAGGAGUUAGCGUUCCGCAAAGGUGAUAUCCUGAUGGUUCUAGACCAGGAGCAGGAUGGUGGACCAGGGUGGUGGCUUUGCUCCCUACAUGGCCGUCAAGGAAUUGCCCCUGCCAACCGAUUAUGCCUCCUCCGAACUGUACAGACUCCAGCAUCAAGCACAGGUACAGAUACCCGGCGAGCUCCUAGUGUGGACUCGGUCCAUCUAUCGACUAGCCAGCAGGGCAGGGAAAAUGGACUGAGCACUGAAGAUUCAGAUGGGGUGUAUCUCACACCACCCAGUUUAGCUGAAGGGGUGUACCAGAGCCCUGGGGCUGCUCCUGCCCCUGCCAGGUCUGGGGAGCUAUGUCACCUUGAUGGAGGAAGCCCACGAUCACAUUCUAGUUCCGGAACCAGGCCUUGUCCAGAUUGGAGCGAUGUGGGUGUUGCCGGACGACCCCAUUCACCCUCACUUAGAGAACAGGGUGGCGAGUCAGGGACCCUCUACCAGACUCCUACCUCACCUGCGCCAGUGGCAGCACAACACAGAUCACAAGGUGCACUGACAUCCGAUUCAGUGUACCUGACUCCAAGUGCUGUUCCCAGGUCUGCAGCUGAAACAGCAGUGGAGGCUAAGUAUUUAAGUCCACGAGAUGCAGGGGCCAGUACCUCUGAUGGAUGCUACUUGGUGCCUACAGCAGCUGUUGCUGCAUUGGCUAGUGAGAAUUUAUAUCAGAGUCCUACAAGUGGUGCCCCAGUGGCAGGACAGUGUGUGCCAAGAAUGACUUCAAAACUUACGAAUGGGAUUGUACCCAAAAGCAGCCCAUCUUAUUCUACUAGUCCUUCUCAGAAUAAGACUGGCCUGGAUGCCCCAGGGAUGUACCAAACCCCAACCCCACCUGGGGAUGCUAUAUCAAGGACCCCUCAAUCUGACCGCAAACAUCCCACUGGAACUGUAGGAGUGUCUGGAGCUUCGACACCAGGCCAGUAUCUUAAGCAGACACCUCCCUCUGCCCGAAGAUCCCAAAAGGGUACUACUUCAUCUCCUCCUGUUGGUCAAGGAAAACUGGCCCAGGGUGGCCUGAGAGAAUCCCCUUUACUUACUGGGGCGGGAAAGUCUGGAGUAUCAGGGUCCCCAAACUUUGGCCGCAAACCUCCUCCGCCAGCACCUCCUGUUAGAAGUGUGACCAGGAAGGAUUUACCUCAGUCUAACUCGGUUCCAACUACCAAACCUGUUCUCCAGGCCAACCCUGCGCCCCCACAGACAAACGUACUGGAGGAAGAGAGACAGGGAAGUAUAAAUGGACACGUGCAAGUGGAGGAGAUGAAGAAGAACAGUGAAAUAGUGACCAAGAGGGAGAGUGCAAGUUCUCAGGAUGAGAAACUCUGUGAGGAGGUAUAUGAUACACCUCCAACAAAUAAGUGGCAGCAAUCAGUUCCUAAAGUGCCUUCUGAGGAGGAUGAUGGGAUCUAUAACACCCCUCGCGCUGUACCCCUACACACUGACCAAGCCUCAGAGAUUUAUGAUGUUCCCUCUCUGGCCCUGAAUUCCUCCUCUCUGGCUGGAGAUGCAGAGGAUGAGGAUGUGUACAGUGUUCCCAGUCUUCCCGGUUUACCCUUGGAGGCAAGCGAGUUGCCAGGAUUAACUGCAGAAACUGCUGGAAAUGGAUGUACCUAUUCGAUUUCCAGUCCAAGAAAGCCAGACUUAACUUCUGAAGAUGUGUCAGAACCUGAUGGAGGCAUCUAUGACAUGCCUGCCCUCACUCUAGAAAUCCCGACAUGCCGUUUAUCUGUGUCAAGCACAGACUCUGGUGACAUCCAGUGGAAAGCGUCUCUCUCUGCUCUUGUCCAAUCAGCCCUGACCUCUGCCUCUGUCACCACCACCCCAUCACGAGACCUCGCCUCUGCAUUGGCUGAGAUCCUCUCUGUCUGGAAGGCUGGGCAUGUUGGUGAUAUUCCUUUAGUUCUCCAGCAGGCAUGGUCCCGUCUCUCUGACCUCCUUCCCGCCCUUUCGGUGUGUGGCACUGCCCCUCCAGGCGACGGUCUGCUCACGAUGGUCCGCUGUGCCCUUGAAGACUCCGUCUCCCUUAUACAGAGUCAAGUGCGACCUUGUUUACCUUCCCAGGAGUUUCUGUCCCGGAGACCUCUACCUGCUUUGCCGGUGGCAGAGGUCAAACCGAUCACAGGGGACAUGGGAUCACGGAAGGGCAGCUGGAUCCAGGAACGACCGCUGCCACCUCCACCACCCGCAGCCUUCCCUUUGCCCCUGACAUCAGUUUCUUUAGCACCGACUGUGGGAAGAAUGGAGGAUGAGGAACAAGGGAAUGUGUAUGCAGGAAUCGGCCUGACUCCUACACCCCUGCCUUCAUAUCCUGUAGGUGAUAGUGUGGGAUACGUCAAACUGCAGGGGAAGCCAGAGCCUCUACCAGACACCAAUACAGAGCACAGUUCUUCACAGCUUAUCACCACAACUGAUAAUAAAGUGAGUCCUGCCCCUUCAGUCUCUCUGUCUCUUGAAGAUUCAGAGCUGCUCUCCUUCUACUCCAACCAAAGUCUCUCUCAUCUUUCUUGCCUAUCUGAUGCCAUCGAUUCCCUGUUCACAAGUGUCCAAGGGAACCAACCACCCCGAGUCUUCGUUUCCAGGGGGAAAAGUCUCAUUGUGACUGCGCACAAACUUGUCUUUAUUGGGGAUACACUUGCAAGGCUUCUCAGCGCUUCAGACCUCAGAGCAAAGGUCACCAGCUGCAGUGGACGCCUCUGCCAAGCUCUGAAGGCUGUUGUCAUGGCAACUAAGGGUGCAGCCCAAAAUUAUCCUUCGGUCCCUGCUACGCAAGAAAUGGUGGACAGAGUAGCCGAUCUAUCCCAGCAUGCAGCUGGCUUCUCUGGGCUUUUGCAGCGAUUAGCUGAGAUAUCUUGAUGUUAUUUGUGGGUGGGUGAACCUUUAUUGUUUUCACAGUGGAAUGCCUUAAUAUUUUUUUUUUUUGAGGAUGCAUCAAAAGCAUGUCACUGCUUGUAUUAGUUCAACAGUGAUGAAAUGAUCAAAAACGGUCGGUGAGUAUAUGUUGGAGUGUAUCUGCUUGCCUGUGUUGGGUUUAACACUUUUGACAUGUCUGUCUUUUUUUCUUGUUUUUUGGUGCCAAGCACACUUAUGCAUUUUAAUAACUUAUUGAUGGAUGUUUUGUUGAAUAUGUUUGCAACCUCAGGCACAUUUUAAUAGCUUUAUUUUGUCCCCUUAAUCAUAUUGACAACAAUGCGGUGACAACAAAGUGGUCUUCUAUAUUUAAGGGUGCUCUCGUAAACUGGUCUAAUUUUUCAGUUUGUUAGUAAAUGUGAAGUGGCCUUGAUGUUAUAGAGAUUGAAGUGACUAAUUUGACAGCCCAGGAGGUUUCAGUUGUGCUGCACAUGUAACCAAAACAGAUAAAACUUACCUAGUUUCAAACGUUUAACAAGAAGGAAUACUUGAUUAUUUAAACAGACAUGAAGAAAAACACUACUUUUUAAAUGAGAGAUUCAACAGUGUAUUGAAUUUCUGGGAGAGAUAUCUUUUUUUUUUCACAAUGCUGAUUUAAAGAUAAACCUGUCUGUCAGGUCCACUCUGGACAGCCUCUUUCUUCACACUCUGUUUCACUCCCUUAUUUUUUCUUCCCGUAAUUCUCACACUCUCACUUUUCCUUCACAUGCUCACAUAGGCAGCUCAAUGUUGAAGCAGUCUGGACAACAACUCUUGCACAAUAAAUAUCAAAAGUUUUUUUUUUUUAAAUGGGCUAUGCAGCAUUUCUGAAAAUGGCAAUAUAUAUCUAGUAGCUUCCAUAGUGGGCAUUGAAAUGCCAGUGCUUACAAUAUCUUGUACUCAAACAGGCUUGGUUCUAAUUAGACUGAACCUUGUGUAUCUUACCCAUUGAACAGUGCUUAAACAGGUUGAAACAUGCACCUGUUUCCCACCUGUCAUGAAAAAUCAAGUCGGUGUCAUAAAUGUACUGUCGUGUUUACAAGACGCCCUCAUAGUCUGUAUCUCAGAGCCCAUUCCUGCAUCUGUUAAUUCCUCCAUCUGCUCUCUUUUUCUGGCUCUUUCCCCUGUCUUUGUCUGGAAAUACCCUCAUCUCUUUUUAUAUUCACGAUCGACAUGCUGGCCACCAGUGCAGUGCUGUUAUUGUGUUAUUCUUGCUGUUCGACUUCGGUUCGGUUUGACUGGUUCCUUGCAUAUUUACAGUUACUGACUCUUGCGAUUUAAUAAUUUAGCCAUAAAAAGGUCAUAGUUUACAUCUCAAGUAGCCUUCCCUUUAUUACUGCCUUUUUGAAAAAUGUACCUUUU